AUGACAAUUCGAAAAAAACAUCUCAACAAGAAAAACACACUCGAAGAAGAUUUCAUGCCAGCCAAAGUUGUACCAGUUCCAGCCGAUUCUUCUUCUCAUCGUAAUCAGAACGAAAGAUGUGACGAAAGAAUUGUCUCCUCGUUCAAUAAGACAAAAGAUGUUAAGGAAGACCAACAAGAUUUAUUAUUAGAAGAAGACAACCAGCCCAAUACAGGACACGUCAAGGACAAGAAGCCUGUCAAAAUGGAAGGUUGUUUUUCCAUGAGAGUGGUCAUUAUCCUUCUCAUUAUUGUAUUACUACUCACAUGUUCCAUCUUUAUUUGGUUGGCAUCUUUCAUUGGUUCUAAUCAGGCUGUCACUGAGCUCACGUCUUCUCUCAUUGAACAAGUCGGCAAAAAGAUUAUGGUAUUUCUGAGUGGUGAGAUUUCUCCAUGUGCCGAUUUGGCGUGGACAGUUGCUGACGAUUUUAAUAUGGGACUCAUUCCACGUAGACCUCCCUUUGAGUACUUGUUUAGGAAGAAUUUAGUGUUCAGACCAAGUAGUGUUGGAAUUUACUUUGCUAAUGAGUUUUAUGCUUACUUUAACCUUACGAUUUUUCCCAAUGGAGUUCCCACUCAAGAAUUUACCAUUUACAUUAAACCACAAGAUUACAUUGGAGUUGAACAUUGGUAUGCCAACGAAACUGACGGUUCUCUGAUUGGUCUUGUGAUGAAUCAAACAACACCUUUUGUCGUUCCCUCACUCCCCUAUUGGAUCACAAGUUUCAAAUAUUUCAACUCCUUGGGCGUCGAUGGUGUCUAUGGAGAUCCCUAUGUGGUUGUGAAUUCCACUACAUGCAUUUUCUAUUCUGCCAAAUUGUUUGAUCCUGUACUUCUCGCUCAAAACAAUACCAAGAAAGUGAUUGGCUUUACGAAAGUGAAUUUAUCUCUUUCAAAUAUUGAGCGCUAUCUUUCCACAUUGUCUCUUCUUGGAAAGGGAUAUGUGCUCGUUUCUGAACCAAAUGAUUUAGUCAUUGGUGGAAGUAUCAAUACGACUGCUUUGAAUCGUAUUUCACGUGUCUCCUUGUUUGAACUCACUGAUCGAAAUGCUGGAAUUUUGAUGCAACAAGUGAAAUCAACAUAUGGAAGUAUCGCCUCCACUCCUGAUAUCUUCCAAAUUUCAAGUUUGGGAAUCGAUUAUAGAAUCUCUCGUAUGCAAUUCACUCUCGAGAAUAUUCGGUGGAAUGUCUUUCUAAUUGUCUACUCGGAGGACGUGUCACGAACCACCACGAUUACUACAGCCAUUUCAAUUGGUGUGGCAGUGGCGGUGAUUGUGUUGGGUCUCAUCACAAGUGUGCUGAUUGGUUACUUGAUUACACAACCUUUGAGAUAUCUCAAGAGUCAAUUCAUGAAGAUUAAGAGAUUUGAUUUGGAUCAAGUACAUUUCACUUCAAGUCGAUUCAAAGAAAUUGAUUCCAUCUAUGAGGAUUUACACGAUAUGGUUGUAUGGUUGAAUGAAUUUAAAAGUUUUCUUCCUGAAACAAUUUUCAAUCAGUUGCGUAAUAUGGAUCAAGAUUCGAACAACGACGAACAGCAUAAAAAGAUGACUUCAACAACGAAAAUGCAACAACAAGGUUCAAAUAAUGCUGAUUCAAACCACCAACUAAACAGUAAGGAUAAUCCUUCGUAUCAAGGAGAUUUGCAGAGUUCAAGCAGUGCCCAUAAUCUUUCCUCAUUGAGUGGAAGUCACAGAGGUGGUAAAUACCAAGACAUGGGAAAUUUGUUUAAACUUGGACUCAAUGAAAAGGAUGUGAGCGUUGUGAAUAUCAAAUUGAUCGGAAUGUGUCAACAAAUGUCAGCCUCUGAAAUUACAAAUGUCUUUUCCAAGAUUGCUAAUGGAUUGAGUGUUCUCUCAAAAACCAUGCACGCAGAUCUUCAUAUCUUGAGUGUGGAUGAAUAUCAGUGUUCAUUUGUGGGUACCAAUAACAAGAAGAAGGCAAAUAUUGCAGCACUUGAAGCAGCUCUUAAAAUUUCAAAAACUCUCGAGAAUUGUCUAUCGAAUGACAGAGUAAGAGUAUGUAUAGGAGUUGCGAGUGGAAGAACUCAUGUGGGAAAUUUGGGAACUCAUCAAUUGAGAUUUUAUUCCAUUGUUGGUCCUUUGAUUUCAAAUGCCAAGAAACUUUCUGCCUUGUGCCAAGUCAUUGCUGGAUGCUCCAUUUUGGCAGAUUCAAACACCAUGAGUAUGGGUGAUGCAAAGAAUGCGUUUGUGGUGAGACCUGUGGAACGAUUGGUGAUUGAGAAUGAAGGUUUCCAUGAAAUUGUCUCUUCUGUGUAUCAUGUCAUUAAGGAAAAUCAUGUUGUGAAGGAUGAAUGGAUGUAUGAAUUAGAGCAGCAAAAAGCGAACAGCAGGUUCAAAGAUUUCGAAGCCGCCUUUUCUGUCUUAGAAAGCGACAAGCUUAGUUCAAUGACUGAUGAAAUGGCCAUGUCGAGAAUCCUUGAAUCUCAAGUCAUUCUCCAAAAACACUUGGAGCAGCAUCCAGAGGAUGCAGUCACGACGAAUAGAAUUCUUAAAGUGUUUGAAACUAUUUGCCAAAAGUCCAAACAAGAAGGACGAGUGGGGCAAGCUCUCGCAAGUUAUCGAACUGUUUUGAAAAAGAGCUUUGAAGGAAUGACCAACAUGUCAAAUUUAAUUGAAAUUGAUUCCUCAUCGAUUGAAUAA
This is a messenger RNA of Naegleria fowleri, 2697 nucleotides long. RefSeq lists its product as uncharacterized. The record is from RefSeq and is a predicted model, not a curated record. NCBI's taxonomy places the organism in Eukaryota, Heterolobosea, Eutetramitea, Acrasida, Naegleriidae. The transcript is spliced from 3 exons. Bases 1 to 2697 code for a protein of 898 amino acids.